GCGUGGCGUGGGCGGGCCCCACGGGCGGGGCUUUCUUUUCCCCAGUGCCCGCCGCCGCCGCCGCCGCCGCUGCUGCUGUAGCCUCUACCCGCCGCGCGGACCGAGGGAGCGCGGUCGCCGCCGCCUGCCUGCCCGGGUGCCCGCGUGCCCGGGCAGCGGUGGGCCAGGAUGUCGGGUUUCCUGGAGGAGCUGCUGGGAGAGAAGCUGGUGACGGGCGGCGGCGAGGAGGUGGACGUGCACUCGUUGGCUGCCCGCGGCAUCUCGCUGCUCGGGCUCUACUUCGGCUGUAGCCUGAGCGCCCCCUGCGCGCAGCUCAGCGCCAGCCUGGCCGCCUUCUACGGCCGCCUGCGGGGGGACGCGGCGGCCGGGCCAGGGGCUGGGGCCGGCCCGGGGCCGGGGGCCGGGGCGGCGGCGGAACCCGAGUCGCGGCGCCGCCUGGAGAUUGUCUUCGUGUCCUCGGACCAGGACCAGCGGCAGUGGCAGGACUUCGUGCGGGACAUGCCGUGGUUGGCGCUGCCCUACAAGGAGAAGCACAGGAAGCUUAAACUUUGGAACAAAUAUCGAAUUUCCAACAUUCCAUCACUAAUAUUCUUAGACGCCACCACCGGGAAGGUCGUGUGCAGGAAUGGGCUGCUGGUGAUCCGCGAUGACCCAGAGGGUUUGGAAUUCCCUUGGGGGCCUAAACCCUUCAGGGAAGUCAUUGCAGGGCCCUUGCUUAGAAAUGAUGGGCAGUCCCUGGAGAGCAGCAGCCUGGAGGGGUCUCACGUGGGAGUCUAUUUCUCUGCGCACUGGUGUCCACCCUGCCGAAGCCUCACCCGGGUCCUGGUGGAAUCCUACCGGAAGAUCAAGGAGGCAGGCCAGAAAUUCGAGAUCAUCUUUGUUAGUGCAGACAGGUCAGAGGACUCAUUCAAACAGUACUUCAGUGAGAUGCCGUGGCUCGCAGUUCCCUACACCGACGAGGCCCGGCGGUCGCGCCUCAACCGGCUGUAUGGAAUCCAAGAUUCUGAGGAUGACGGGGAGUCUGAGGCGGCCAAGCAGCUGAUCCAGCCCAUAGCUGAGAAGAUCAUCGCCAAGUACAAAGCCAAAGAGGAGGAGGCACCGCUUCUGUUCUUUGUGGCGGGGGAGGAUGACAUGACCGACUCCCUGCGAGAUUACACCAACCUGCCCGAGGCUGCCCCUUUGCUCACCAUUCUGGACAUGUCAGCCCGGGCCAAGUACGUGAUGGACGUGGAGGAGAUCACCCCUGCCAUUGUGGAGGCCUUUGUGAAUGACUUCCUAGCAGAAAAGCUCAAACCAGAGCCCAUCUAGUCGGGCUCCGGCUUCCCCGGAUGUUAUUUAAAACGCAUUCUUCUCCUCCCCCUCCCCUGCCCUUCCCUCCACCCUUGGACUUUUCCAGGGUGUCCCGAAUCACACAACCCAAGUGUCCAACCUCUCUGUGGUGCCUUGUUUUCUGCAUUAACUCCUCAGCUAGCACCCUAGGGUGCGCAUCCUCUCCAGCAGCAGAAGAACCUCCGUGUUUGGAGACUCUGCUUGGGAUUCGCGGGGCUGGCAUAACCCGGCCCGAACUGGGACUGCAGCGUUCUCUUGGUCCCUAGCUCUUGGUGAGGUAUUUGCCAGGGUGUUCUUCUGUCAAGUGGGCACCAAGGGACAGAGCAUCGGUGCUCUGGCUCUGCCUUAGGUGCCGGCACGUACGUGCAGAGCCCGAGGGUUCAGAGGUGCACCCGCGGCGGGUGGAGCAGGGAGAGGGCGGCAGCCGCAGAGGCCCCGUGCAGAGCUGCUGGCGAGGACGUCCUUUCCUAAGUGACUUGGUCUGCCUUGGUCUGAGGGAAAAACACCAGCUUGUCAGCCGGUUCUUGGGCAGGGGCUCUCCAGCCCUCAAAGGAGGUUUGUGUUCUUUUCUGGUGAGGAAGAGAGUAGCUAUGGUAAUGAUUCACGUACUAAUUGCUUACUUUGAUGGAGCGCCUCCCAUGUGAUAAGAAGGAGCUGCUCAUUCCUUCCUUCUAGCUCUUUCUUCCUUGAUCUUGACCUUCUCCCAGUUUCUACCGUCUCAGAUGAACAGCCCCUACAAUCUUGGAAUGUUGUUACUAAGUUCUCCCCCUUGGACAUCUUCCCAAGAAGACACGGUGGUCCUGUGUUCCCGGAGGAGCACCACUCACCAGCUCAGACCUGACUCAGCCCGGCUCUGGGCCUGGGGCCGCUGGAGCUCUGCUGAGGUGCCCUUGCCCACCCUUGGUUACCCCUGCAUUCCCUUUUCUUCUCAAAGCAGAACUUAAAAGAGACAAAAAAAUUACCAGAAGCCUAGCUUUUUCCUAAGAACCUACAGAAAGGGCUGUGCCCUGAGGUGGGAGUGCAGGCCAAAGACAGGUCAGCUAAGAGUAGGCCCUGGGUCCGCUCUGCCGGGCCCAGCUCAGCUCCUUGUUUGGGCUGAACUGACCACAGAAAGGAAGCUAACAGCUGUGCUCUUAGGAUUUGGGAUGGAAGGCUUUGCCUAGGGCCUCACAGGGUUUCAGCCUAUCUCAAGUCAGAAGUCAGGGCCUUUAAAAUAAUCUCAGGCCUCACCCCUGGCUCCACUCACAGCCAAUCAAGACCAUUUAUUUGGAAAACCCAGCCCCCUCCAAUUAGCUGUUGACAUGUUGCUCCUUGCUGAGUGGGAUUGCUGAUUUGUAGUUCAGAGGUACAAAUUUAGUUGGUAAUUAGACUGUUACUGUUACCAGCCUGAAAUGCAGUCACCUAGUAAGAAAUAAAACAGGCAUCUCUGGACGUUAUCAACCACUUGGCCAUUCCUGUCCUUCAUAACAAAAAUCUUUUGGCUUGUGCUGUGCUCCAUGGGGUGGCCAGUGGCAGGGGGCGGGGGGGGGAACACACAAGAUCCUCUUGACUUUCACCGGAUAUUUGGCAGCUAUGUUUCAGAAUUUUUGAGAACCAAGCCCUAACGUGGUCAUCUGUCGAAUCCUCUGGAAGCCGGGAUUCUCGUUUGGAUUAGAGCGUCAGAGGCAGAUCCCCCGCUGGAGCUCUGGCCACCACCUCUCCGAGUUUGACUUGCUGUUGCAGGGGGCGGAGUCUCAGAUUACAGACAUCCUUGUGGACACGUGUUCAUUCCCCCCCUUCACGGGAACACGUGCUCAGAAGCCUGAGAAGGCCAGUUGGAGAAACACAAGGAGCCCAGCACGGGUCCUCCUGUGAAGAAUGGGGCAGUAGUUGGAGACUCUCAAACCUAGCUCCGUCCUAGGGCUAGGGGCUGCUCUGGGAGCCCUGCCAGUGUCUCCCUGGGGGGCGGGGUGUGUGGGGAAGAGGGGAGGUCACCCUCACUUGGAGGAUGGUCGGGAUUUCUGUCUGUGCCCUGUACCAUGGUGGCCUUGGAACAAAGGUGGUCUCUCUUAGCAACUACUUAACCUUCUGGGGCAAAAGAAACAAAGUCCAGUUGAGGAGUCGUCCUCGCAAGUCACUGCAGCAGAAAAAUUAGGUCAUUUUUGAUCCUUCUACGGUCCACACAGGGCUGACUAAACUACUUGCCACUAAUGUCAACUGGACCCUUGACACCAGAAUUCCCCUUCUGGAGGGGGGUGUGGAGGUUAAGAUCAAUGGGAAGGUUUGCCAAAAAGGUGCUUUUGGUUUAUACGGUGGCAACUUUGGGGGAAAAAUGCUGGGGGAGGAUCACCUCACCAGUGAAAAAUCCCGGUCUCUAUAGUGCGAGAGAUCUUAAAUGUUGUUGAAGCAGACGAAGUGGGUGGCAUCUUAAUUCCCACUAAGCAGCUCCAAACUAUCUUGUCGCUGAUCGGAAGCAGGUUAAACCACCAGCUGUGACAUACUCAAGGUCUUCCGCCAGCAGCAAGGGAAACCAUGUCCUGCAGGUUGAUGAGGCAGGAUGGUGGCUGUAAAAAUGCCACCCUGGGGUUCCAGAUCUGUGUUCACCACAAUGACUUCCAGAUCCGAUUCUACCCAUUUUCACAACAGAGAUGAGAUUUUUUUUUUUUUUUUUACCUGUCCCCAACAAUAAAGAUCUACUUAAGAAAAAAAGUAUGUGUGUGGGGUUGGCAUGUACAGCGGGCAGGUGUAAAGGCCAGAGGGCGACUGAGAAUCAGCUUCUUUUCCAGAAGUGAGGGGGCUGCCUGCUACCCCCGCUCCAAGUGUGUCCUCGCAAUCAAUGACUCUCACUCAUCCAAGCGCAGGGAGCCUGUUCUGCUUUUCUGGCAUCAGCCAAGCUUCAAGUGGUAAUUUUCAGCCAGACUGUGUUUUUUCCUGUUGCCUAAUUAAAGCCACUGAAAAGCUGUUCUCUCCUCCUGCGGCCUUGUUCCAGGGCAGCAAACGGAAUUCUGCAGUGACAGACAUAGUAGAAUGUGGUCCAGGAACGGAGCAGCUGGACCCAAUGAGGUCAUCGGAGGAGGAGAACUACACACGCGUGUGCGUGUACACGUGGAGAGGCCCGCGGGCUUGGAGUGGCAGCCCUGGGAGGGGCCCGAGCGAGUAGCUGGUCCAGCGCCUCCAGUCACGCAAGCAUUCUGUUCACUGUCGCCUCCCCCUCAGCCAGGUCCCUUGCCCGCUGGGAGCAGGAGCUGAGCGCGGCGGCGGCGGCGGUGGCGGUGUGGAUCGGCGAGCGGUGUGGAUCGUGGGAGGUCCAGCAGUGCACCUGCAGCUUCUCUCCGGUGCUGCGGCAUGAACCGAGGACAGCCCGGAGCUCAGCAUCUUCCAUUUGUCCAGAAGCAGCUGUGUUCAGUGAGCACUCAAACCUAAGUCCCUCUUUGCUGACACCAACAGGGACGAGAGAGCAGGCUGCUCAAGGGAAAAUGCUUUGGGGACAAACGGCUGUUGUCUAUUCGCCUUAUUAUUAUUAUUAUUUUUUGCGGUACGCGGGCCUCUCACUGUUGUGGCCUCUCCCGUUGCGGAGCCUGGACGCGCAGGCUCAGCGGCCAUGGCUCACGUACCCAGCCGCUCCGCGGCAUGUGGGAUCUUUCCGGACCGGGGCAUGAACCCGUGUCUCCUGCAUCGGCAGGCGGACUCUCAACCACUGUGCCACCAGGGAAGCCCCUCGCCUCAUUAUUGAUUGUUCAUUAUUAGCAAGUGGUGUAUGUGUGAAGGGUAGAAUAUUUUCCAGGAAACAAAAAGCUCGGAUGUAGGAAAAUCUUAUAUUGGCUCUACUCUAUGGCCGGGACUUCUCCUUCUACGAGGGUAGAUCUGACAUCAGGACAUUCUAGGUAUGCCUGAGUGUGAAAGCACGAAGAGAAGUAACUCUGCUGCAUUUUUCAGCCUAAGUAUGCCUCACCCUCUUGGCCUUCUGGAACACUUCCCGAGUCAGGAAAUGUGUGACUAGAUUUGAGUAGGACUUGUUCUGAGGGGCUGUAGGGUUUCCAUGCAAUAAUGUGCCACCUCAUGAAAGCGUCUGUCCCCAGGCCUGUAGGCCAGUGUGCAGCCCCAGGAAGGCAGCCAGUCUCAGGUCUGACUCCUGGGCGCUCUUGCCUCACACAAGUAAGUCACCCACACGGGCUACAAGUGGGAUAUGGGAGGAGGCAUGAUUAGGACCCAGUCCCCCCAGACAGAUCUCCUUUGAUAUCAGAGGAUACGCAGUCCCCAGCCAGUCCAGCCACUCUGCCGGCCUGGGGUCACAGAGGUGCAAGGGCGGCUGGGAGGCCAGACCCUGCUGCAGCCACGUCUCUCCCCAACCUUAGUUCUCUUCUUGCAUUUUGAGGAAGGAUCAGCUUUGGUGAUGGUCUUCUCCAACUAUGAGACCUUAGUUGAAAAAACUUGCUCCUCCCUACAAAACGUGGAGAACAGAGCUGCUACCUUGCGUGAUGUAUGCACAUUUUCAGUACCUGGCCUUUGAGCAGCGGCCUGGCUUCCUGAGGCUAUGAGCGCCUGCAGCUGCUGCAAGGUAACGCGGGACCCUGGUUCAGGGACUGUCAGUCACCCACAGCAGCACAUCUGGCUUCUAGCUUCUUUCUUUUGCGUGUUCAGUGAUGCAGAGGACGUGAGAUCUUGGAGUUUAAAGGUGUCUACGUGAGUGUGUCCUUUAAAACACGUUUUUCAGGUGGGCCAGUCAGUUCUGCUCCCACAGUGGGUGGAGGCGGCUUGGCCAAGAGGGGCCCACAGCACAGCCGUGGUUUUCAGCACCAGUCGGGGAACCCUGGGCGAGGUGCUGAUCCUGGAGUCUUCGUGUGGUGGAACAACAGAAGUGGAGCAGUUCAGCUUUUGGUGACACCGGGUGUUGCUAAUAGCCCUGGGGCAGGUGGUAGAAGGCCCCAGUGGAAACCAGUCCCCCGAGGUCUGUUUAUCCUCUGGGCCUUAAUGACUGAGACUCUAACAUGAGCUAGUAGCCACGGCUGGGGGAGGGAAGAGGACCUUUCUGCCUCCCCUGCCCUGACACUCUAAACGGGGCGAGGCAGUGGGUUCUCAGUGUGAGUUCCAGGCACCUGGGGACAUCAGCAUUAGUCCAGAGCUGCUUUCCCAGAGGCUCCAUUCAAGGGGAAAAGAUGUGCUAGUUUUUUCUGAGGCAGCUACUUCCCACUUCUGUCCAUUUCCUCCCUAGUUUUUGGUCCAAUGUUCUAUACUUCAGAUUCUGCCGAGAAUGAAUGACAACGUGGGUGGGUCUUCAACUUUAGCACCUCUGAGCACAAACAGCUUGUAAAAGGCCCACUGUGGUGGAGGGAGACUUUUGAUUCCAUCCUCUUUCACAAGUUAUAUCCAGGAAAAAUCCCCACCCUUCCCUUCAGGGUUGGGAGUGGUUGGGGCGUGACUGCCCCCUUGUGGCAGAAAUCACCAUUAAAGCCACAUGCAACACAAAAGCAAGGGGCAGCUUGGCCAACCUUCUGAAGGCUUCUCUUUCAGCCAAGCAAUGUGUUUUACUUGUCAUAUACUGCUCAGUUUUCAUCCUGUCUCCUGGGGAAAUGGUGACAUAAAUAUUGGCCUCGAAACUGAGAAGAAUUUCCAGAUGGCUAAUUUCCAUCACUAGGCAAACAACUUCACCACCAUUUGCUUCCCCUGUAACCAUUUUAAAGAAAGGAAAAUUUGCCCUCCCCUCUGCUAAGUUAUACCCACAAAUAUACAAAAGGAACUCACAAGGCAUGGUAUACAAGUCAUGGACUAUAAAGUGAAUGGGAUGUAAAUGUCUUUUCCUUCUUACACCCAGGAUGACAGAAUGACUUGCUAGGUGUGCUCUUCUGUGGUGCUUUGUUUUUCUAAACAAAGACAAGGUAUGGGUUUGUUGUUCUUUCAUUGGUUUUUACUUUGCAAUAAAAGUCAGCAGGAAUAAUAACCCAGGGAAAAAAAUUGCAGGAGACUGGUUUCACACUGAAA
Molecule: messenger RNA, 7287 nt
Organism: Delphinapterus leucas (beluga whale)
Lineage: Eukaryota; Metazoa; Chordata; Mammalia; Artiodactyla; Monodontidae
Gene: NXN
Product: nucleoredoxin
Biological process (GO): negative regulation of protein ubiquitination; negative regulation of Wnt signaling pathway
Cellular component (GO): nucleus
Molecular function (GO): thioredoxin-disulfide reductase (NADPH) activity
Source: RefSeq, a predicted model, not a curated record